AGUAGGGGACGGCCGCGCCUGGAGCACGUGAUUUUGUUCCGGCUAGCCAAAGAUGGCGGCGCCCACAGUUGUAGCGUGAGAGUUGUUGUGGGAGUCGGUAUCCAUUCGCGCUGGAAUCAAAAUACUGGGAGAGCGUGCGCCAUGUCCCGACUAAUCGUGAAGAACCUCCCGAAUGGGAUGAAGGAGGAGCGUUUCCGGCAGCUGUUCACCGCCUUUGGCACGCUGACAGACUGCAGCCUCAAGUUCACCAAAGAUGGCAAGUUCCGAAAGUUCGGCUUCAUCGGCUUCAAGUCUGAGGAAGAGGCCCAAACGGCACUGAACCAUUUUAAUAAGAGUUUCAUUGACACGUCCAGGAUCACGGUGGAGUUCUGCAAGUCGUUCGGGGACCCAACGAAGCCCCGAGCCUGGAGCAAGCAUGCCCAGAAACCAAGCCAGUCCAAGCCACCUCCCAAAGACAAAGACUCUGUCCCCCCAGAAGCCAAGAAAGACAACAGAAAGAAGAAGGUAGCAGGUGAACUGGAGAAGCUGAAGAAAGAUGACGAGUUCCAGGAGUUCCUGUCGGUUCACCAGAAGCGGACGCAGGUGGCCACCUGGGCCAAUGAUGCCCUGGACGCUGAGCCUUCAAAGGGGAAGAGCAAGCCGGCCGAUGACUACCUGAACUUCGACUCCGACUCGGGGCAAGAGAGUGAGGAGGAAGGAACCAGGGAGGACCCGGAAGAGGAGGCCGAUGGCCUUGAACGCAAGGCAGCUGCACAGAAAGAGCUGUCAGACAUGGAUUACCUGAGAUCCAAGGUGGUGGCUGCGGAGUCCUCGGAGGAGGAGGAGAGUGAAGAUGAAGCUGUGAACUUCGAGGAAGGGAGCGAGGCUGAGGAAGAGGGUUCCUGCACCGCUCCCACCCAGCAGGACAGGGAGGCGGCCCCAGCAGAGACAGAGAAACCAGCCCACCAGAGGGAACCCACCACUCCCCACACCGUGAAGCUGCGGGGAGCCCCGUUCAAUGUCACAGAGAAAAAUGUCAUGGAAUUCCUGGCACCCCUGAAACCAGUGGCCAUUCGAAUAGUGCGAAAUGCUCAUGGGAACAAAACGGGGUAUGUCUUUGUGGAUUUCAGCAGCGAAGAGGAAGUGAAGAAAGCUCUGCAGUGCAACAGGGAGUACAUGGGUGGACGCUACAUCGAGGUGUUCAGGGAAAAGAGCAUCCCCACGGCCAAGGCGCCCCCGAAGAACAGCACCAAAGCCUGGCAGGGUCGGACACUCGGGGAGCAUGAGGAGGAGGAGGACCUGGCUGACUCUGGGAGGCUCUUUGUGCGAAACCUGCCCUACACCAGCUCCGAAGAGGACCUUGAGAAGCUCUUUUCCAAAUACGGUCCCCUGUCUGAGCUGCAUUACCCCAUUGACAGCCUGACCAAGAAGCCCAAGGGCUUUGCCUUCGUCACCUUCAUGUUCCCGGAGCAUGCCGUCAAGGCCUACGCGGAGGUGGAUGGGCAGGUGUUCCAGGGCAGGAUGCUCCACGUGCUUCCAUCCACCAUUAAGAAGGAAGCCAGCGAGGACACUGACACCCCAGGAUCAUCAUCCUAUAAAAAGAAGAAGGAGUCGAAAGACAAAGCCAGCAGCUCCAGCUCUCACAACUGGAACACUCUGUUCAUGGGACCAAAUGCAGUGGCCGAUGCCAUCGCCCAGAAGUACAACUCCACCAAGAGUCAAGUGUUUGACCACGAGACCAAGGGCAGCGUGGCCGUGCGCGUGGCCCUGGGGGAGACCCAACUGGUCCAGGAAGUGAGGCGCUUCCUCCUUGACAAUGGGGUCAGCCUGGACUCCUUCAGCCAGGCCGCUGCAGAGCGAAGUAAGACUGUGAUCCUGGCAAAGAACCUCCCAGCGGGCACCCAGGCGGCCGAGCUGCAGGAGACCUUUGGCCGCUUCGGCAGCCUUGGCCGCGUGCUGCUGCCGGAGGGCGGUGUCACUGCCAUCGUGGAGUUCCUGGAGGCGCUAGAGGCCCGCAAAGCCUUCCGACACCUGGCCUAUUCCAAGUUCCACCAUGUCCCCCUGUAUCUGGAGUGGGCCCCGAUGGGUGUCUUUUCCAGCCCAGCCCCGCAGAAGAAAGAACCCCAAGACACACCGGCAGAACUGACGGAAAAGGACAGGAUGGAGCCAGAAACAGGUGGCGAGACUCCAGAAGUUGAAAAGCCAACAGAGGGAGGAGCAGAUGCCGCUUCAGCAAAGGUAGAAGAGGAGGAGGAAGAAGAGGAGGAGGAGGAAGAGAGCCUUCCUGGGUGCACCCUGUUUAUCAAAAAUCUCAACUUCAGCACCACGGAGGAGACGCUGAAGGGAGUGUUUUCCAAAGUGGGUGCGGUGAAGAGCUGCUCCAUUUCCAAGAAGAAGAACAAAGCAGGAGCACUGCUGUCCAUGGGGUUUGGAUUUGUGGAGUAUAAGAAGCCAGAGCAGGCCCAGAAAGCUCUCAAGCAGCUCCAGGGUCACGUUGUGGAUGGCCACAAGCUGGAAGUGAGGAUCUCGGAACGAGCCACCAAGCCAGCCCCAACAGCCACUCGGAAGAAGCAAGUAGCCAGAAAGCAGACCACGUCCAAGAUCCUGGUGCGGAACAUCCCCUUCCAGGCCGACAGCCGCGAGAUCCGCGAGCUCUUCAGCACCUUCGGGGAGCUGAAGACCGUCCGCCUGCCGAAGAAGAUGACUGGGACAGGCACGCACAGAGGGUUCGGCUUCGUUGACUUCUUCACCAAGCAGGACGCGAAGAGAGCCUUCAAUGCCCUGUGUCACAGCACCCACUUGUAUGGCAGGAGGCUGGUCCUGGAGUGGGCCGACUCCGAGGUGACCCUGCAAGCCCUGCGGCGGAAGACGGCUGAGCACUUCCACGAGCCCCCGAAGAAAAAGCGGUCUGUGGUGUUGGACGAGAUCCUGGAGCAGCUGGAAGACAGUGAGAACGAUGGCGAGGAGCAGACUCUUCAGCUGUGAGCUGGCACCAGGAGGGGCUGCUAAGCUGGAGUUCCCACCUCCGUCUGUCCAAGGACGACUCGCAGCCUGGGACUUGACCUCUGACCUGCCGCAUCCUCGCCCCUGAGGGCUGUGAGCCCUUAGUCACCAGAGCACCUUGUGUCCAUGGUGACCAUGGGGCCACUCACAAAGCCCCAACUCCAAGCCCAGCUGCCAGGUUCAUUGGUUGAGCUCAGCUGUGUUGCUAACGGUGAAUGCCUUUGGCUCACGGACUGGGGACCCAAUGAAAUGCCAUCAGGUCCCCAGCCCUGGCAAGCAGCACCCCAAGGCUCAUCCCAGAUUUGGGGGCACCCACAGGCCCACACCUACUCCUGCCUGGAGGUUUGUACCCAGCACACGCCAGGAUGGGGACAGUGGAGAGAAAAGGGCUGUGGCCCAUGUGCCCUGGGACCAGCUGGGGCCACUCUGAGCCUCAGCUUCUCUCUCUGUAAGGUGAGGGAUCUCGUGCCUACCUCAGACAUGGUGCUUGGACUCCUUCAUCAAUCCAAGUAAAGCCAGAACAAGUGCUCAUCAGCGUUUCUAUUUACUUCUUAAUUUGGGGCGGCAGGGCUGUGAGUGCCAGCCCAGGAAUCUUCUGAGUUGCUGUGUAAAAUUUGGUCUCUGUUUUUCUGGGAGGAGGCUCCAGUGCACUUCAAGCAGUUUUCAAAGUGGCCUGGAAUCCAAGCAAGACUACACAGCGCCGACCGCCUCCCACGAGGCCCAGCGUGUCCCCAGUUCCCUCUGGGGCAGGUGCUUCCUGAUCAGUCCUAGCUCACCCCUGGGACGUGAAGAGAAGUGAAAGACACAGGCCCAGCGUGGCUCAUUCCCAGCUUUUAAGGGGAGUGUCCCCGCAACAUCAGACCACUGCAUCCAGUGGAGGCCCGGGGUGACCGGACUCCCAAGUCACCGUGGGUCCCAGGAAUGAUGGGGCUGGGAUCUCCCCCUCCCUCCCCACAGUGUGUCCUAUUAAGGGCCAUGUGGAUUCUUCUAGUCAAAUAAGAUCACAGACCCAUGGGAUUGGCACGGAAGCAGGCAGCAUUGGCACCAACAUCACUGACCUAGGUAACUAUACUAGGACGUCCCCAGAGCAGGAUUUGCCACCUCCUGCUGUCAGCGCGCCAGCUCAGGCUCUGCGUUCAGACCAGUCUGGGUCCCUGGUUCAAUCCAUCCCUCGCCAGCUUCAGGAGCCUGGGUCAGUGCCUUAACCUCACCUUUCAAAUGGGAUGACGCUAACAGUGCCUCCAUCACAGGGGGUGGGGGGUAGUGAGGCCCGGAGAGCUUCAAAUACCUGCAGGAUGUGAAUGUCUGACCCCAGCCUUGGGUCUUUCUUUGACCUUCAUGCUUUACUGUCUUAACUGUGUCCCCAAAAAAAGAAGCAAGCUUCAACCCAAGCUAGAGAGUAAUAAAAUAAAGCCAGGCCCUUAGCCUCGCCCAGAGGAAGAGGGACCACACGAAAGCA
Molecule: messenger RNA, 4441 nt
Organism: Sus scrofa (pig)
Lineage: Eukaryota; Metazoa; Chordata; Mammalia; Artiodactyla; Suidae
Gene: RBM19
Product: RNA binding motif protein 19
Molecular function (GO): mRNA binding
Source: RefSeq, a predicted model, not a curated record